AUGUCGCAGAAAGAAGUGGCUGACGUAUCUAUUACUCAAAAUGGAAGAGGAAGAGGAAACGAACUUCCUCUCGAGUUAAUAGACACAAUCGUCGAAAACAACAGAGACGACAAAGACUCUUUACUCGCGUCAUCGUGUGUAUCCAAGUCAUGGCGCACGGCGUCCUUAAGACACCUUUUCUCCGCCGCAAUCUUUUCGUCCGAAGGCGAUUUUGUGCGCUGGCGUGACGUUGGAUCCCAUUUGCCCCAAGUACCUCUUUUUGUCAAGACGGUCGUGUUCGAGCCCGGGCGUCAUUCCAACGUUGGCCCAAUCCUACCACUGAAUUAUCAAUACCGGGACGGUGCUCUAACGCAUCUCCUGCCUCCCGACACAGUUUAUUCCUCCAGUCCUUCAUAUCUUCGGCUCCCUGAUAUGCCACAGGCUCGUAAACUAAUCUGGGAUACCCCAUUCUUACAUCCGGUUUACUGCACGGUUUCAACACAGCAGUUCCUGUCGACAUUUUGCUCCCUCAAUGAGGUGGAGUUCUCGGGGAGCUUUGGGGCCGUCUCUGAUGCAAAACGAUUCCUGGAGCUACUCCCCCGGAUAGAGGUUCUCAAUAUCAAAGCCCUCGACAUCGCAGGUUUUUCCGGGCAGUCCCCUGCCUUCGCUGGUGACAUGACAAACCUUCGCAGGCUAUCAGCCGAAGAAUGCGAAACACCAUUGGACUGGCUGGUUGAUGACAUCCUGGCAGUGUCACGUCCCACCAAUCUUCAGAGUAUCUGCUACGAAGGCAACCUCCCUUUUUCCCAGACAGCGUUCAUUCGUCUUGUCGCCAUUUCCGCCGAGUCCCUCCAGGAGCUGAGCAUUCAACCGCCAUAUAAUGAAAGGGCGAGAGGCUGGACAAACCCGCCUCGAUUCAUAAACCGGUCCUUUCCUUCACUGGAGUCUUUGACUUUUUGCAUUAUCCAACUAGGUCUGUCCUUCGAACCAUUGUUUUCAAUGAACUGGUGCCGCAGGGUCAUAGAAGUCCUCCCACCGGCUCCGAAAAUGACUUCUCUCACUAUGCACUUUUAUGCUCAAGAACCAGAAGAUGUUGCCGACAUUGUUGCCGACCAGUCAUUCGACUGGAAGCAGCUAUCAGAGCUCACUUCAGAGCGGUUUCCCGAGCUGAAAAAAUUCAUCAUGCGCGUCUCUACACUAACAGAAUUUGGGGCGAACCGAAAAGCGCUAUCGGAGGCUCUCCUUCAAGAGAGGCUAGAACAUCUCGGGAAGAAGUUGAAGAUUGAAUGGGGUGAGCUCUUCGGUAUCUGUGCUUCUGUCUGUUUUUAA
This is a messenger RNA of Desarmillaria tabescens, 1308 nucleotides long. RefSeq lists its product as uncharacterized. Lineage: Eukaryota; Fungi; Basidiomycota; Agaricomycetes; Agaricales; Physalacriaceae. The transcript has 3 exons. Bases 1 to 1308 code for a protein of 435 amino acids. The record is from RefSeq and is a predicted model, not a curated record.